AUGGCUUCUUCCAGCACUCUCUUGUCAGAGAUGCAGUUUCAGUGUUGCAUCUGUCAGGAUGUUUUUUCUGAGCCGGUCUCAAUCCCCUGUGGUCACAGCUUCUGCUUCACCUGCAUCACAUCAUACUGGGACCACAGCCUUUCCAUCAGCUGUCCAAAAUGUCAGACGGUCUUCGAGGGCCGCCCAGAGCUUUGUGAAAACUCUUUUGCCAAGGAGAUGUCUGAGCAGAUCCGAGCAAGAAAGCAAAACGGCACGACAUCAGUGCCAGUAAAAUCUAUACAUUGUGAUGUGUGUGUUGGGAAGCAAACAAAAGCCCUGAAGUCCUGCCUUGUGUGUCUGACUUCGUACUGUGAGAGUCACCUGGAGCCUCACCUGAGAGUUGCAACCUUGAAGAUUCACAAACUGAUAGAACCUGUGGCCUUGCUGGAGAACCGGAUGUGUAAAAAGCACCAACGGCUCCUGGAGCUGUUCUGCAGGAGUGACCAGAGGUAUGUGUGUGUCUUGUGCACCGAGACCGACCACCGCUGUCACGACAUCGUCCCAGUAGAGCGAGAGAGUCAACAGAGGAAGGCUCAGAUGAAAAGGACCGAGGCUCACGUUCAGCAGAUGAUCCAGGAAAGACUGCAGAAAGUGGAGGAAAUUGAACAUUCUGUGGAGCUCAGCAAAGAGAACUCAAAGAGAGACAUAAUGGAAAGCAUGAAGAUCUUCUCCGCUCUGUUUCGUUCCCUGGAGAGAACUCAGGCUGAGCUUGUGGAGACGAUCCAGAGGAAGCAGGCAGCAGCAGAGCAGAGAGCGGAGAGGCUCAUCACAGAGCUGCAGCUGGAAAUCACUGAGCUGGAGAGGAGAAGAAGUGAGAUGGAGCAGCUUUCUCACACUGACGACCACCUCCAUCUUCUGCAGAGGUUUCCAGCCCUGAGUUCUCCUUCAACCACUAAGGCCUGCUCUGACAUCAUCGUCCAUUCAGACACGUGUUUGGGAACUGCAAGGAGAGCACUGGCCAACAUUGAGCAGCAGCUGCAAUCAGCAUUGAAAAAGCUUUCCAUGCAAGAGCAAGAAAAGAUGCAGCAAUAUGCAGUUGAUGUUCAUCUGGACCCCAGGACAGCCAACACAUGGCUAGUCCUGUCUGAUGGUGGGAGAAAAGUCUGGGAUGGAGAUGUUGAACAGAACCUGGUGGACCUGCCUGAACGUUUUGACACGGCACCAUGUGUGCUGGCCACCAGGGGUUUCACCACAGGGAGGCACUACUGGGAGGUGGACGUGGGAGACAAGACAGCGUGGGACCUGGGUGUGGCCAGAGAGUCAGUCAACAGGAAGGGUUUGGUCACACUGAGCCCAGAGGACGGUUAUUGGACUAUUUGUUUGAGGAAGGGCAGUGAGUACCGGGCAUGUGCGGGACAGGCAGAGCUGCUGUGUCUCUCUCAGGGGCCACAAGUUAUUGGGGUGUUUUUGGAUUAUGAAGACGGGACAGUGUCCUUCUACAAUGCAGAAGACAAAUCACACAUCUAUUCCUUCCCACAGUUCCAAUUCACUGAGGCCAUGUUUCCCUUUUUUAACCCAGAAAUGAGCGACAGUGGCAGGAACACAUCACCACUCAUCAUCCGCCCUGUCAGUGGAGGUGAUUUAGAUGAUAUUACAAUAUGAUGUGAAAUGUCUCGUCAUUGUCAGAUUUGUAUCUCAUGGUAUUUUGUUUUUUAUCAGGUACACUGCGUGAAACUGUUUACUGUGUUGACAUGAAAACAUUUUUAACAGUACACUGUCUGUAAACUGAAUGAAUCAGUUAUGAUUAUAAAGUAGACAUGAUCAUCAAAAGCACAACUUUUUUUCUAAUAAAAUAUCUAAAUAUGAUUUGGAACUUCAGUAGCAAGAACUGGUUUGGUUUAUUCUGCCAACAAUCAUCAC
Thunnus maccoyii (southern bluefin tuna) is the source of this 1899-nucleotide messenger RNA. It is a transcript of the gene btr33, whose product is annotated as bloodthirsty-related gene family, member 33. Lineage: Eukaryota; Metazoa; Chordata; Actinopteri; Scombriformes; Scombridae. Bases 1 to 1641 code for a protein of 546 amino acids. Gene Ontology annotation, molecular function: zinc ion binding; protein binding. The record is from RefSeq and is a predicted model, not a curated record. The transcript is spliced from 7 exons.